AUGGAGCUGGCGGGCCCCAGACCUGGGGCGACAGAGCAUCCGCGACUCCGGCCGCCCAUGUCCUGGCUGCUGCCGCCGCUGCCCCUCCUGCUGCUGCUGCUGGGCCCAGCGGCCUCCCAGCUGCGAUACUCGGUGCCGGAGGAGCAGGCACCCGGCGCGCCCGUGGGCAACGUGGCUAGCGCGCUGGGGCUGGAGCUGCGGCGCCUGGGGCCCGGCUGUCUGCGCAUCAACCAUCUGGGUGCGCCCAGUCCGCGCUACCUGGAGCUGGACCUGACGAGUGGCGCGCUCUUCGUCAACGAGCGCAUUGACCGGGAGGCGCUGUGCGAGCAGCGGCCUCGCUGCCUGCUCAGCUUGGAAGUGCUGGCGCACAGCCCCGUGGCGGUGAGCGCCGUGGAGGUGGAGGUCCUGGACAUCAACGACAACUCGCCGCGCUUCCCGCGGCCCGACUACCAGCUGCAGGUAAGCGAAUCGGUGGCCCCUGGAGCGCGCUUUCACAUAGAGAGCGCGCAGGACCCCGACGUGGGCGCCAACUCGGUGCAGACCUACGAGCUCAGCCCCAGCGAGCACUUCGAGCUGGACCUUAAACCCCUGCAGGAGAACAGUAAGGUGCUGGAGCUGGUGCUGCGAAAGGGCCUAGACCGCGAGCAGGCAGCGCUGCACCACCUGGUUCUCACAGCUGUGGACGGGGGCAGUCCAGCCCGCUCGGGCACGGCACAGAUCUCUGUGCGUGUCCUGGACACUAACGACAAUUCUCCCACCUUCGACCAGUCCACUUACCGCGUCCAGCUCCGGGAGGACGCCCCCCCAGGCACGCUGGUGGUGAAGCUGAAUGCCUCGGACCCGGAUGAGGGCUCCAACGGCGAGCUCAGGUACUCCUUGAGCAGCUACACGUCGGACCGGGAGAGGCAGCUCUUCAGCAUCGAUGCCAGCACUGGGGAAGUGCGGGUAAGUGGAGCACUGGAUUAUGAGGAGGCCUCUUCCUACCAGAUCUAUGUGCAGGCGACCGACCAGGGGCCCGUGCCCAUGGUGGGUCACUGCAAGGUGUUGGUGGACAUCGUGGAUGUGAAUGAUAAUGCACCAGAGGUGGUGCUCACGGACCUGUACAGCCCAGUGCCUGAGGAUGCUGCCUCCAACACCGUUGUGGCCCUCCUCAGUGUCAACGACCAGGACUCGGGCCUCAACAGGAAGGUGAGCCUGGGCCUGCAGGCCUCACUGCCUUUCCGACUGAAUGGCUUUGGAAGCUCCUACACGCUGGUGGUGAGCGGUCCUCUGGACAGGGAGCGGGUGGCUGCCUACAACAUCACGGUGACAGCCGCGGAUGGGGGAGUACCACAGCUCACAUCCCAGCGGACGCUGCAGGUUGAGAUCUCUGACAUCAAUGACAACCCACCCAGCUUCCGACAGGACUCCUACUCCAUCUACAUCGAGGAGAACAAUUUGCCAGGGGUGUUGCUCUGCACUGUGCAAGCCACAGACCCGGACGAAAAGGAGAAUGCGGAGGUGACCUACUCCCUCCUGGAGAGGGAGGUUCAAGGGCUACCGGUCACCUCCUAUGUCUCCGUUAACAGUGCCAGUGGCAGCCUUUAUGCUGUCAACUCCUUUGACUAUGAGAAGUUUCGGGAGUUCUUUGUGACUGUGGAGGCCCAGGACAAGGGGAGUCCACCACUGAGCAGCACUGUGACCGCCAAUGUGUACGUGGUGGACAUGAAUGACCACGCCCCUCACAUCCUGUACCCUACCUCAACUAAUGCGUCAGCAGCCAUGGAGAUGGUGCCUCGAACUGCCCCUGCUGGUUAUCUGGUCACCAAAGUCAUAGCCAUGGACUCAGACUCUGGCCAGAAUGCUUGGCUCUUUUACCAUCUGGCCCAGACUUCUGAGCUGGACCUCUUUAAAGUAGAGCUACACACAGGAGAAAUUAGGACUACCAGGAAGAUGGGAGAUGAGAGUGGGACGACUUUCAACCUGACGGUGGUGGUCCGCGACAAUGGCGAGCCAUCACUGUCGUCCUCCGUGGCCAUUACAGUGGCUGUGGUGGAGAGAGUCUCCAGAAUCCUCCCUGAUACGCAGAGACAUGUUAAGAGUCCUCGGACAUACUCUGAGAUUACACUCUAUCUAAUCAUAGCAUUAAGCACAGUGUCUUUUAUAUUCCUUUUGACAAUCAUUGUUUUGAGCAUCAUCAAGUGCUACCGUUACACGGCGUAUGGGACCGCGUGCUGCGGGGGCUUCUGUGGAGUGAGGGAGCGGUGCCCCGCUGAACUAAACAAACAGGCCAACAACAAUAUCGAGGCCAGGAUACCACAUGGCCUCAAGGUGCAGCCGCACUUCAUUGAAGUGCGCGGGAAUGGCUCCCUCACCAAGACCUACUGCUACAAGGCCUGUCUGACAGCAGGCUCAGGGAGUGACACUUUCAUGUUUUAUAACACAGGGGCACAGACGGGACUGGGGCCCGGGGGAGCCCAAGCAGCUGCGAGUGAGAGCAGGCACCUCACAGGCCAAAGUGGGCAGAGUGCCGGGAACCUGAUCAUUCUAAAAAAUGAUGCUGUUUCUCAGAACGAGCCGCGACAGCCCAACCCUGACUGGCGUUACUCUGCCUCCCUCCGAGCAGGAAUGCACAGCUCUGUGCACCUAGAGGAGGCUGGCAUCCUACGGGCUGGUCCAGGAGGGCCUGAUCAGCAGUGGCCAACAGUAUCCAGCGCGACACCAGAACCGGAGGCCGGAGAGGUGUCCCCUCCAGUCGGCGCUGGUGUCAACAGCAACAGUUGGACCUUUAAAUACGGACCAGGCAACCCCAAACAAUCUGGUCCCGGUGAGUUGCCAGACAAAUUCAUUAUCCCAGGAUCUCCUGCAAUCAUCUCCAUCCGGCAGGAGCCUACUAACAGCCAAAUUGACAAAAGUGACUUCAUAACCUUCGGCAAAAAGGAGGAGACCAAGAAAAAGAAGAAAAAGAAGAAGGGUAACAAGACCCAGGAAAAAAAAGAGAAAGGGAACAGCACGACUGACAACAGUGACCAGUGA
Neomonachus schauinslandi (Hawaiian monk seal) is the source of this 3015-nucleotide messenger RNA. Its product is annotated as protocadherin alpha-C2. The coding region runs from base 1 to 3015 and encodes 1004 amino acids. Gene Ontology annotation, molecular function: calcium ion binding. The transcript is spliced from 4 exons. Lineage: Eukaryota; Metazoa; Chordata; Mammalia; Carnivora; Phocidae. Gene Ontology annotation, biological process: homophilic cell-cell adhesion. Gene Ontology annotation, cellular component: plasma membrane. The record is from RefSeq and is a predicted model, not a curated record.